AUGAACACACCACAUCUCGUAGUUCUGUCUUUCUUAUUUCUAUCGUUGGGGUCAGGUGAAGUUCAAAAGCAAAAGCGUGGUAGAAAGGUAAACGAUUAUGCUGACAAGUCACUGUGGAAAAAGGAGUACGAGGAAGAACUCACGGAUGCGAUUAUGUCAUCGAGGAAAAAGGACAACAUCACCAGGAUAGUGCAGUCUGCUUCAAUAUCAGACAAUGAGGUUGUCAUCGAUAAACUUAUGGAAACUAUAAGUUCUAGUGAAAAGUAUUUGAAGAAAGUAGAUAGCAUCGACUUUAGACUGAAUAGAUUAGACAUAGAAGUCCACGAGAAGACCAACAACAUCCUGAAGCAGAUAGGAGAAAUCAUGAAGGUCAUACGCACUGAGUAUCCUGAUAAGUUCGAAGCUUCACUGGAUGCACUGAAAAGUCAAUUGAAUCAAAUUAAAACGGAAGGGUCACCGUCAGCGGCAGCAGACGCGUUGGGCUUGAUCAAUGAAUUCCGGAGAACAUUGCAUGAACAAAAGUCGAAGAAGUGCGACUGCAAAACCGGGAGAUACGAACGCUCCGAACGAUACCCUACAGAUUGUCAAGAGAUUCAGAUGCAAGGAUUCAAUGCAUCAGGCAUAUACAAAAUUAAGCCAGAAGAUUUGGACCCCUUCUACGCCCUCUGUGAUCUGACCACAGCUGGGGGCGGCUGGACUGUAAUCCAAAACAGAUUCGAUGGUAGCCAAGAUUUCUACAAAAGCUGGUCUGACUAUAAACAUGGAUUUGGCAAUUUGGCAGGAGAAUUCUGGUUGGGACUAGAAAAACUUAACUAUUUAACUAAUCAGAAAUUGUAUGAGUUGAGAAUAGAAAUGGAAACCCAGCACGGCCAGGAAGCAUACGCUGCCUACUCAGUCUUCACAGUGGGUCCUGAACAUGAGGGUUACAGGAUCAGCACCCUUGGAACCUUUUAUGGCACUGCAGGGGAUUCUUUAGCGUACCAUGCAGGUCAAAAAUUUUCGACUUUCGAUAUAGACAAUGACGAAUGGAAAGAUGGCGCUUGCGCAACUGAACACGGUGGUGCAUGGUGGUACAAGCAAUGCGACAAAAGUAACCUCAACGGCAAAUACUUAACGUCAGCAGAAGAUCAUAGAAGUCAAUCAAUUUAUUGGAUUUCGUUUAAAGGUCCCAACUCGCCAUUAUCUAAGACUAGGAUGAUGAUUAGACCACUACCGGCCAGCAAGCCUAAAAAUGUAGAAAGUAAUAAACUAAGAGGACAUCACCACUCUUCUGCUAACACAAGAUCGAGGGACAUGAAGCCAGCAUAUGAGCCCAGCCGAUCACCGUACCGGUAUGAAGAACCAACACACGCAGAUGCUUUCUUCCCCAACUACGCCUGAACUACCUACAAAACGAUCAAUGACAAUACGAGACUCCACCCUCUAGCAAUACUGACAUAACAAAAAUCUAAGGUAAUUGCAAUAAAUGAUUAAAAAGUUCAACUAAACAUUAGAGGUGGAAACACAAC
Messenger RNA from Diatraea saccharalis (sugarcane borer), 1508 nucleotides. Lineage: Eukaryota; Metazoa; Arthropoda; Insecta; Lepidoptera; Crambidae. The record is from the annotation of a GenBank genome assembly.